Messenger RNA from Cucurbita pepo subsp. pepo (vegetable marrow), 2372 nucleotides. RefSeq names its product protein kinase C-like zinc finger protein. Lineage: Eukaryota; Viridiplantae; Streptophyta; Magnoliopsida; Cucurbitales; Cucurbitaceae. The record is from RefSeq and is a predicted model, not a curated record.
AUGGCUACAAAAUUUGAAGAACCUGAAUCUUUGCACCAAUUUGAAGAACCUGCACACAUUCUCUGGAAAUCGCUUCCUCCAACUCCGUGAUCGAUCAUCAACUGCCUUGUGAUUCGAUUUUUGAUCUUCGCAUUUAGAAUGCAAAUUAUUAGCAUCCAUCAUAUAUUUAGCUACGAUCAUGAUUGAUUAUGCUCUCUCCCUCUUUCUCUAUUGAAAAUUUUCUGUUAAAUCCAAAAUAGAAAGAGAAUCGCAUUCUAUCGUUUUUUAAUCUGUUUCGCUUUCUCUCGCUCUAAAAUUGUUCUUCCUUUUGCUUAGGUUUCUGAUCUAGAAUCAUUUAUUUUUGGUUUGAACUGACUUCUUUCAAAAGUUGCAAUAUUAUCUAGAUGUUUUUUCUUCCAAAUGUUUCAAAACUAUACUUAGUGUCGAAAUCCAUUAGAAUUUUGAAAGAAAAUUGGGAUUUGGUAGUGUUCGAGUCUUAAUUUUCGUUCCAUAUCUCAAUUUUGGUUCAACGUUCUAUUCCUUACCUAUUUCUACUCCGAUUUCGAUGAUAGUUUUGAAACGUUUUUGAUGAUCAAGAUAAUAUUGCAACUUCUUUGAAACGAUGAACAAGUAAAAGUUUGAAGAUAUGUGUGUAUAUAUAUUUAUUUGUAAUUUAGCUUAUGAUAUGCCAUCUUUUUGAAGAGAGAAUAAGACAGAAGAAAGCAUAAGAAAGAAAGGAAAAGAAUUCCAACAUGCUUUGAUGUUUGUAUCCAUUCAAUCUCCUGAUAUGGCAUGUCACUGUCUUGGCCUUGGGGACCGAAGAACCUUUUUUCUUUGUGGGACAUUAAAGGUUGUCUUGUACUUAUCUAAAACAGGACAUUCCCAAAAAAUCCAAAUCCUUUCUGUUGCACUUUUAUUUCAAACCUCGAGUCCAUUCAUAUUCCUCAUCUUUCUUAACCACCAAAAGAGCAUCGGAGAGAAUAUUUCCCUUUUGAACUCUUAUUGCCAAUCUUCACAGAACUCCAUGGCAGAAUGAACCUCAGUGUCUAUAUAUAUAAAGGAGUCUCUCUUUGAUGGGUCUGUAAAAAUCAUUGUUUUUAUUCCUGUUCUUCUUGUUCUUCUUGCAGUUCUAAUGGCAGGGCCUGAUUAUCAAGCCAAUCAGGAAAAGAAUGAUCUUCUGCAGAUUUUGGCAGCUCAAGGGGUUGAGUUCCUUCUCUCUGGACAAGAAAAGGUGUCUCCAAUAAUAUGUGCAGGGAAGAUGAUUUGCCUGUUGUUUUCUGCAAACUGGUGUAGACCUUGCAGGACUUUCACUCCACUGUUGGUUCAACUCUAUAACACUCUGCAAAAGAGAGAUGAAAAGCUAGAGAUUAUAUUCAUCUCCUUGGACCAUGAUAAGAAUGAAUUUGAACAAUACCUCCAGACCAUGCCAUGGCUCGCUGCACCAUACGACACCGAGCUGCAGAAACAAUUGUGCGACGAGUACCAUGUCGAUCGCAUCCCGUCAUUCGUUCCACUUUGUGGAGAUGGGAUUUCAAAACAAGAUGACUUGAUUGGCUUUAUUGAAGAUUAUGGUGCUGAAGCAUUUCCUUUUACAAGGAAGAGGAGACAAGAACUUAAGGCAAUGGACCGUGCCAAGCGUGUCGAAGGAAGACUCGAAGACCUCUUGGGGAACAAAGGACUUAACUAUGUUAUUUCCAGACAUGGAGGAAAGACACCAAUAUCUCAGCUAGUUGGUAAGACAAUAGGCCUUUAUUUUGGUGCAUAUUGGAGCCCUCCAAGUCGUUCAUUCACAGCAAAACUUUCCAAAGUAUACAAAGAAAUCAUGGACAAAACAGAAGAUCACUCUUUAGAAGUAAUCUUGGUAUCCACGGACCGAAACCUCGUCGAGUUCAAACUCAACAUAGCAGACAUGCCAUGGCUUGCAAUCCCUUACGAGGACGAGAGCCAGCAAGAGCUCUACAGGAUCUUCGACGUCAAGACGAUCCCGACACUAGUCCUGAUCGGGGCGGACGGAAAGACGGCGAGCGAGAACGGGAGAGGCUUGGUUUGCUUGUAUGGAGCGGAGGCAUUCCCAUUUACAGAAGAAAGAAUAGAGGAAUUGGAAGCAGCCGUGAGAAAGGAAGGGGAGGAAUUGGCUUCAAAUGUGGAGGAUAUAAAGCAUGAACAUGUGCUGAAAUUGGAGCUGGCGAAAGCCUAUGUGUGUGAUUUUUGCAAAAGGCAAGGCAGGUUUUGGGCAUUUUCUUGUGAUGCUUGUGAUUAUGAUCUUCAUCCAAGUUGUGUUCAGCUUAUUAGCAAUGUAUAAAAGUAGUCAUAAAGUUUAACUAAAUAAGUUAUGAUUAUUCUUUGAAUUUUUAAUACGAUCAAUGAACGAUUAGUAGCGUAAACUUCUUUUA